Molecule: messenger RNA, 894 nt
Organism: Rotaria sordida
Lineage: Eukaryota; Metazoa; Rotifera; Eurotatoria; Philodinida; Philodinidae
Source: the annotation of a GenBank genome assembly
AUGGGAUCGUGGAUUGGACAUAUUGCACCCGGUAUAUUUUUUAUUUUAUUCGCGUUUUGGUGGCAUAUCAAUAAUUGUGUACGUUAUCUGAGAUCAUUAGCUAGUGAAACGAUUGGAGAAGAAAAACAAAAACAAGUCAAAUUUCGAGGAUCAACAACAUAUCCAUUUAAUUGUUUACCAAGUAAAACUCUUCGUCAUUUGCCUUUAGAAAGUAUUAUAAAAAUUCUCAUAACAACUAUUCAUUUUUCAAUUGAAAUACAUAAUGGUUAUAACAAAGAACCAACACCUCAUAUUAGAGAGGAAAAUGCUCAUCAUACAGCAAUGCUAUUUGGUUUUUUUCUUGGUGCAUGGGUUGAAAUACUUGUUCAUUAUAAAAUUUUAGUACUAAAACGUAUAACACAAGCUAUGGGAUUCUUAGCUUUUGCUAUAGAAGGUUUAAUGAUGGUAUUUCAUUUACAUGCUCGAUCUAUGAUUGAUGCUCAUAUACAUCAAUUAGUUGGUUUAACAAUAGUAUGUUCAAUGAUUGGAGCUUUAUGUGAAACUUUUGAUCCAGAUAAUUUUUGGUUUAUUAUUGCACGAAGUUUUUUUGCUUUAACACAAGGUACAUGGUUUCUUCAAGCAGCAUUUGUUAUAUGGCCUAAAACAACAAAUCCAUUAUUUGUUUGGGAACCUAACUCUCAUCGAUCAGUUUCAUUAUUAACAAUGUCAUAUGCAUAUCAUUUAGCUGGUGAUGCUUUGAUAUUAAUUAUUGUUUAUUUAUUAAUUUAUAUGUCAAUGAAAUCACAUAUUAAAUUAAAUAAUAGUGAAACUGAUGAUGAUGAUGAUUAUGAUGAAGAAGAAAGAAUUGCGCAUUAUAAAUUAAUUUCAAAUAUACAUGAAGAAAAUUUUGCUUGA